UCUGUGGUCGUGCCGUACUUGAAAAGCUUGACUGGGAAAAGGAUGAAGCAUCGGCAUCACUUCGCCAAGAAGGACAAGAAGGACAAGAAAGACAACAAGGACAAGAAAGACAAGACGCACGCUAAGAAGGAGCCCGACGAUGACGACAACGGGCCGCUCGGGCAGAUCCCGUGCAGCUUUGCCAGCAUGGCAACGCCCCGCAAGCGGCCAGCUGCGGCCGACGUCCUAGAGCCUGCAGCGGCCAGCGGCAGCGGAUCACGGCCAACGGUCGCGAAGCGGCCCGCGGCUUGCAUGAAGAGGCCAGCUGCGGCGCCGCGCCCGCCUGCAGGCGGCGCGCCAGACGACGAGGACGCCGACGCCGAGGACGGCGGCGCGGGCGCCGAGGGCAGCGGCGCGGGCGCCGAGGGCAGCGGCGAGGCCGAGGGCAGCGGCGAGGGCGCUGAGGAGCCCGCCGAGGGCGCUGAGGAGCCCGCCGAGGCAGAGGAGGACGAGAAAGGCGAGGAGAUCGAGGAGGCUGAGGAUACCAAGCCAAGCGAGGACGACAGUCCCGAGGUGAUCUUCGUCGACGACGGGGAUGGCGGUGAGACGAGCUGCAAGAUGAUGAGCACGCACGACUCCAACUGGUACUGGCUGAAACGCGUGCGCCGCAACUCCGAGGGCUACGAUUGCCUCUACUACAAGAAGGAUGGCGAUAAGAAGUGCACUCAGCUCCUCAUGGUCUCCGACAAGAAGUUCGAGGACAUCUGCGGCAAGUGGUCCAGCCAGCACUGCAGCUUCGCGUUCAUCAAGAAGUGCUUGGGCUGGAUCCAGAGGGAGGGCACGGCGUGCAAAGACAGGUGCGCGGCCCUCAAGAAGGACGUCUACCUCGAGAUGACGGGCCGCUCCUGGCGUCGAGUUCGGGAUCGAACGCCCGUGGUGAUCGGCAUAUGCAUGGCCGUGGUCGUGAUCAGCAGCAUCGACGAUCACGAGAUCGUCGGCAUCAGCAUCGCCGACAUCAGCAUCGACGAAUUCAUGCUACUGUGUGAGUGGGGCGGCUGCGCUCGCACGUUCACCCGUGUGCAGGCGAAAAGGGGCGGGGGCAUGACGGGCCUGCAGGCGAAAGGGGAGACUGACAGUGAGGUGCAGCUGGACCUGGGCAUCGCGGUUGGCAGGACCCACUUGGCAAAACAGAAGAAAGAGGUCAAGGAUGAAUACGAGAGAGCCACCACUCUGGACCACAAGGAGUGGUUGAAUAAGUGGCGCAAGCACGGCGCCCAGGGGUGCAAGGAAAAGAUGAACAUCAAGGGCUCCGCAGAUCAGUGGCGCAACUGGGACGGCCUACUGGCCACGUGCGGGUGGUCUGAGCAGAACAAAGACACGCCCACUGGCCAGAGGGCCUACGCUCGGGCGGAAGUGGUCCGCGCCAACUGCGAGAAGCUGAGGAAGACGCACACCACGGUGGAUACCCAGACUGGUGAGACGCUGUACCGCCGCAUCGAGAGGGUGAGCACGGAGACCAGGAGCCACAAGCAGGAGCUGAAGACCACGCGCACUACGGGCUUGAAACCUAUCGCCGAGGUGACGUCCAGCGACCACAGGUCGGCCAAGAGCCGAGUGGACCUGGGGGAGGCUGCCAAGAAGACAGAGCUGCAGCAUGCCGACGAGGACUCUGAAUACUCCUGCGGUGAGGAGUCGGAAUCCGAGAGCUCCGAGUCCGAGUCUCCCGAACGUACCAAGCAGGCCGUGCCGGCUGGCGGCUCUGCAUCGACAUCCCGUGUCGACAGCGACAAAGUUCAGGCCAGCGAGUGGGGCCAGAUGCUCGGCGAGGCGUCCCGCGUGGCCGCGCUCCUGCAAGGGCUCGACGUGGGAGGGGCGGACUCCCUCGCCGCAGGCUGUCUGCGUGCAGUGCUCAGCCUCACCACUCAGGUGGUCGAGCACUCGUGGCUCAAGCCGUACGAGAAGCAGAUCGUGGCCAGCCUCAAGAACCUCGAGGUGGUGAAGACUGCGAUGACGAUGUCACUGCAGGGCAAGUCCAAGGAUCCCGUGGACAUGGCCGACAUGGCCGAGAAGCUGGAGGUGGAGGCGCUCAUCCGCCCAGGCCACCCAGUCGAACUGUCAUUCUGGCACGUCAACAACAGGGCUGGGCUUAACUUCGCUGCUCCCAUCCUGGGUGUUGUGGGUUUCACUGUGAGCAUGAUAUGUUUGGAUAUUAUGCGCAUCCUCGACUUGGGCUGCACCCAAAGGCUCGUGGGCACAGUGUUUUGGAUGCUGAUUGAAUCUAAUUUUGCGGCGGCCACAGAUCGUGCACUUUUGGUGCGGAGGAUGAAAAAUAUGAUCGAGCUGAGAAGGCGCAUGAAAGCGUUUUACAUCAUGAACAGGGACGUGCUCGGACGCGGGAAGCAGUCUCGCAUUUGGAAGCUCAGCCUGAAAAUGUUAGGAGACGUGAACGAGCCCUUCCUUCACGCGAAGGCGGCCGAGCGGCACAUGUCGAUGGAAAUGGUGCGUGCGCGUUUCCCUCUCGAGCUCUCGCUUGCAUGUGGCGAGAAGGGCAGAGCAUUCGUUCUGAAGCUGAGUGUACACGCACCAUACUUUAAUGCCCCGGUCACGGUCACGGUCACGGUCACGGUCACGGUCACGGUCACGGUCACGGUCACGGUCGCGGUCACGGUCACGGUCACGGUCACGGUCACGGUCACGGUCACGGUCACGGUCACGGUCACGGUCACGGUCACGGUCACGGUCACGGUCACGGUCACGGUCACGGUCACGGUCACGGUCACGGUCACGGUCACGGUCACGGUCACGGUCACGGUCACGGUCACGGUCACGGUCACGGUCACGGUCGCGGUCACGGUCAUGGUCACGGUCACGGUCACGGUCACGGUCACAUUCCCUUCUUCUCUUCCCGCGCACGCCAGCCUGCGCUGCAGGACGGUCGCGGUCGCGGUCGCGGUCGCGGUCGCGGUCGCGGUCACGGUCACGGUCACGGUCACGGUCACGGUCACG
Prorocentrum cordatum is the source of this 2985-nucleotide messenger RNA. The record is from the annotation of a GenBank genome assembly. Lineage: Eukaryota; Dinophyceae; Prorocentrales; Prorocentraceae.